UGAUGCAUAAAAUUACUAGGUAUCCCCCUUACCCCGUCAUUGUCCAUUUCUUGUUUUUAAACGAUGAGAGAAGUGCUGCACCUGUUGGAGAGAGAUUGUAAGACAGAAAUAGUUGCUUUAUGCUUGCUGUACGUUACGGCAUGACACAUAACGAUGUAACGGAGAGUCAGUUUUUUCUACUUUUCUCCAAUACUAUAGAGCCAUUACCAUGUCGAUCAACGCUUGAAUAGAAACGUAGGUCAUACCCCAGAUUUUGAAGUCAACACAGUCGCUACAGUCCCAUUAGUUUUCUUUGCAGCCUCCUUUGAAUGUCGCGGCAAAUUUGUUCGGAAUGGGAUUAAUGCCGGAGCAUCCACUAUAAAAGGCCCUACAAUUGGGAAGUGAAGAACGUUCAGACUUCGUUUGCCCUGCCAGAAAAACAACGAUCUAGAGACUUCUGUGACCCUUCUAAGAUACAAAGCGAGGGAUCCAAGUGUGUACAUUUUGAAGCCAUGAGCCUUGGAUUCAGUGAAGUUCACCGUCCCUCCACAGUUUCAUCUGUGACCGAGCCCAUCUGCGUACUCACCACAGAGUGGGCGUGGUUCUGGGAGGACGAGUACGGCAAAUGGGUCCAGUACGCAUCCAUUAAAGAGAUGCACAGAUUGUCAUCCAUCACCAGUGAAGACCUUGAGAAAAGGUUCCAGGAGGAUCAAAGUGCUGUGGUGAAGUUCACUGCAGGCCAGCAGUCUUAUGAGCUGAGUUUCAGAGACAUGACGCAAAAAAACAAAAGAUACGGUACUGUAAGGAUGGUCAGGCGUCGUCCUGUGCUUGUUUCAACUGCAGACAGCAGGACAAAUAGAACAUGCAACUCCUCUCAGAAUUUCAGAGAUGUUCCUGGAUUUUGGGACAAGUCUGCCAUACCUGACAUUGGAUAUAAGACAGUCACUCUUCUGAGUUCUGACAGGGACUAUCAGAAGGUCCAGAGACUUUUCAACAACACCAUGAGGGGCUUCCAAAUCACCAGCAUCGAGAGGGUCCAAAACAGGGACCUCUGGGAAGUCUUCCAGUGGAAAAGAGAUUUGAUGAAGAAAAACAGUGGAGGUAAAAACAGCAAGGAGCUACAUCUCUUCCACGGAACGGACCCAAAAAACGUAGACGCCAUUUGCAGAGAUAACUUCGACUGGAGGCUGUGUGGAACAAAUGGAACUGUGUAUGGCGAAGGGAGUUACUUUGCCAGGGAUGCCAAGUACUCACACUGCUUCAUCAGCCACUCAGGAGUGAGGUCCAUGUUUGUUUGUCGGGUGCUUGUUGGUGACUACACACAAGGGAACUCGGACCUCCGUCGCCCCCCUCCAAAAGGCGAGGGAAGCCCCACUCUCUAUGACAGCUGUGUGGACAAUGUCCUGAACCCAUCCAUAUAUGUGGUGUUUGAAAAGCACCAGGUGUACCCCGAGUUCCUCAUCAAAUACGAUGAUGGCGUCAUGCACUUGUCCUCUUCGGCUCCAGCUCCUCCCAAAACUGUCUCUAUCCAAUCCACUUACAUAGUCCAAUACCCAACAUCCAACCGGAUUCAAGCAGCAGCAGCUGCUGCUACGCUGUCAAACUCUCGAGUUCCAUCCACUUCCACUUUGAAUCCAUCUCAAGCAGCCACCACUUUCUCUAAUCCAACCAAUUCUCUUCCCCCUUCACGUCUCCCAAAACCCGCCCAAACCUCAUUGGGAUUCAGUCAAUCUGCAGUCAUCAUGAAGCUAGCCCCAAGUUCUCAAUUGGUGGAUACCACCCUAGGCCAAGCUAAUUGGUCUUACACUCCCUCAUUCAGCAAACUCCCUCAUAAACUUAUUACCCAAGCCAGCACCACCUCUCGUACACCCACUACCCCACCCAGCACCCCCUCUUAUACACCCACUACCCCCUCUUAUACACUACCUACCCCAGCCAGUACCCCCUCUUAUACACGCAUUACCCCAGCUAGUACCCUGUCUUAUACACGCGUUACCCCAGCCAGUACCCCCCCUCCUAAACGCAUUACCCCAGCCAGUAUCCCCUCUCGUACACGCAUUACCCCAGCCAGUACCCCCUCUCGUACACGCAUUACCCCAGCCAGUACACCCACUACCCCAGCCAGUACCCCCUCUCGUACACCCACUACCCCAGCUAGUACCCUGUCUUAUACACGCAUUACCCCAGCCAGUACCCCCUCUCGUACACCCACUUCCCCAGCCAGUACCCCCUCUCGUACACCCACUACCCCAGCCAGUACCCCCUCUCGUACACCCACUACCCCAGCCAGUACCCCCUCUCGCACACUCACUCCCUCAGUCAGUGCCCCCUCUCGCACACUCAUUACCCCUGGCACUGCCCACACUCGCACACUCAUUCGCUCAAGCAACCCCUUUCGCACACUCACUACCCCUGCCAGCCCCCCUUCUCGCACACUUUCCCGUUCAACUGACACACCCUCUCAGGCUCACACCAGCUCAACGACUACUACUCACAGUCUCCCUGCCAGCAGUACCUCUCACUCACUAUCCCCUUCAUACUCAUUGAGCACACCUUACCACACACCUUCUCACUCAUCAUACACCCCCACUUCUACAGACUCUUCCACGCUCUUGGGGUCUCACCACUCCACAUCGACCACUACUUCUGACACAUCUGCUACUAUCACAUCAUCUAGAGUGCAGGAUUUAAUUAAACAAUUUGGUGGUCAAAGCUCAACCUGUUGACAAUUUGUAGUGUUUCUGAAUGAUAAUUGCAUUUUCAUGUUAAAUAUGCAUAGUUGGUGUGUUAAACCCUUGCAACCCUUACAACAAACCAGAAUGAUGUUCAACACAGGAGGUUGGUGACACCUUAAUUUGGGAGAACGGUCUUGUGGUAAUGACUGGAGUGGAAUAGGUGGAAUGGUAUCAAACUCAUAGUUUCCAGGUGUUUGAUGCCAUUCAAUUUCCUUCGUUUUGGCCAUUAUUAUGAGCCGUUCUCCCCUCAGCAGCCUCCUGUGACGUUCAACUAGUAAAAAGGAAUAUGAUGAGCACGUUUCCUUUACUCUGGGACUUCUGGUCUGCUGACACAUUUUGUAAAGUAGUUGGAUUUCUGUGUUUUCUGUGUAUUCAACUAAAUAAACUAAAUGACCAAUAGAAA
Salvelinus fontinalis (brook trout) is the source of this 3117-nucleotide messenger RNA. Its product is annotated as mucin-2-like. The transcript is spliced from 9 exons. The record is from RefSeq and is a predicted model, not a curated record. NCBI's taxonomy places the organism in Eukaryota, Metazoa, Chordata, Actinopteri, Salmoniformes, Salmonidae. Gene Ontology annotation, molecular function: NAD+ poly-ADP-ribosyltransferase activity. The coding region runs from base 492 to 2705 and encodes 737 amino acids.